AACCAUGGAGGGCCUUGUUUAAUCUGGAUUCCUCACCAUACUCCUAAUUGACAUUUUAAUUAGCAUAACACUUGAGCAGCAUCAAUCAUGGCUGAGAGGGCAAACUUUGGAGCUCAGAGGGUCUCCAGGCCACAGGGCUCACUCCCUCCAGAACCCAUUGACAUCAUCCGGACCAAAGCCAGAUCCAGAAGAGUCCGGAUCAAUGUGGGCGGCCUGGUCCACGAGGUGCUAUGGAGAACCUUGGACCGACUGCCGCGAACCCGCCUGGGCAAACUCAGAGACUGCAACACCCAUGAAACCUUAAUGGAGAUCUGUGAUGACUACAGUCUGAAUGACAAUGAAUAUUUUUUUGACAGGCACCCGGGUGCCUUUUCCUCCAUUUUAAACUUUUACCGGACUGGAAAGCUGCACAUGAUGGAAGAGAUGUGUGCUCUAUCCUUUGGCCAGGAGCUUGACUAUUGGGGCAUCGAUGAGAUCUAUCUGGAAUCGUGUUGCCAGGCCCGGUACCAUCAGAAGAAGGAGCAGAUGAAUGAAGAACUGAGGAGAGAAGCCGAAACGCUGAGGGAGAAGGAAGGAGAUCAGGUGGACACAGGCUGCUGUCCGGACAAAAGGCAGAAGCUCUGGGAUUUGCUGGAGAAACCAAGCUCUUCAGUGGCUGCCAAGGUUUUGGCCAUAAUAUCAAUUCUGUUCAUCAUCCUCUCAACCAUUGCACUGUCACUAAAUACACUGCCAGAGUUACAAGUGAUUGAUGAAUUUGGACAGUCCAAUGACAACCCAAACCUGGCCCACGUCGAAGCCGUUUGCAUCGCCUGGUUCACGAUGGAGUACCUUCUCCGCUUUCUUUCUUCUCCCAACAAGUGGAAGUUCUUCAAAGGACCACUAAAUGUCAUUGAUCUCCUGGCCAUCCUCCCCUACUACGUCACAAUAUUUCUUACCGAAUCCAACAAGAGCGUCCUCCAGUUCCAGAAUGUGCGCAGAGUGGUUCAGAUCUUCCGGAUCAUGAGAAUCCUGAGAAUCCUGAAACUCGCCAGACACUCAACUGGUCUCCAGUCUCUUGGCUUCACGCUGAGAAGAAGCUACAAUGAACUCGGACUGUUGAUUUUGUUUUUAGCCAUGGGCAUCAUGAUCUUCUCCAGUCUGGUGUUCUUUGCUGAAAAAGAUGAAGAUGCCACAAAAUUCACCAGUAUUCCCGCUUCGUUCUGGUGGGCAACAAUCACCAUGACAACUGUGGGUUAUGGAGAUAUCUAUCCCCAAACUCUUCUAGGCAAAAUAGUGGGUGGUCUCUGUUGUAUUGCUGGCGUAUUAGUGAUCGCUUUGCCCAUUCCUAUUAUUGUCAACAACUUCUCCGAGUUCUACAAAGAACAGAAGCGUCAAGAAAAGGCAAUCAAGCGAAGAGAAGCUCUUGAAAGGGCCAAGAGGAACGGGAGCAUUGUAUCGAUGAACUUAAAAGAUGCCUUCGCUCGCAAUAUGGAACUGCUGGAUGUUGUAAUAGAAAAGAACGAGGACAAGGCCGCAGACAAUCACCUUUCACCCAGUCGCUGGAACUAUCAGAAGAACCCCAACUCAGAAUUGGGUUCAAAAGGCUACGACUCCAAAUAUCAAGAAGUUGGCCAGUUGGCUUCUCCAGAACGAGUGUUCAGAUCUACUCCAAGCCCCCAACGGUUGAAUGCGAAAUCCCUUGAGCAAAUGUACAACCAGAUGACGGCCGCCUCGUCCAUGAGCAGCAGUGGACCUUCAGCUUCCAAAGUGAGCACCGUUGUUGGUAGAGAAGAAGAGAUGGAGAUGAAGGUCGUACAGUGUGAACCACGGCUCAAAGAGAAACCGGUCACUGAGAUCAGAAGCCUGUCCAGCGUGGACAGCUUUGCGAGCUGUGCCACAGACAUCAGUGAAGUCGAAAGAAGCGCACUUCUUCCUAAUUUUGCAGGAAGGCAUCCACGUGCUCCUCCACCGCUCGACCUCAGCCAGAUCACCUCCCUGGAGAAACGAGCAAAGCAGCCCACCAUCAUCAAAGAAGGCCUCUAUGAGUUUGUCCCAUGCAAGUCAGAUGGCAGCAGCACCAUGUCGCAGGGCGAGGAGAACCAAAGCUUCGAUCAAAGUGACGAAAAUGUGAGAAGCCCUCCUCAAGGUAACCAAGUCAAACUUAAAGGACUCAAAGUGAACUUCACUGAAUCUGCAGAGGAAGGGGCGUCUAACUUGCACUUAGUGGUGACGGAUGAUGUAGCCACUUUGACACCAAAGGUCCCAGUAUCUGACCCAUUACUGCUGGCGGGUUCUCCACGCCAAAGCCCCAGGGCUCCUGAAGGGGACGGAGCCACAAGCUCUCCAGGGUUCAGCCUGUCGUCUUCUGAAAGCCAAAGAGGGAGAAACCACGUCGAUAGAGCCGCUGUUACUCCCACGUCCCCUAAAAGUGCACAAAACUGUGCUUCUACCACGGCUGGUGCCGUCGGAGCAGAAGACAACAUUCAAAGUGGACAGAAGGUAGACAACCACCUCCUUUCCCCUGAUAUCUUCAAAUCUUCAGGGGAUGGAGGUCGCUCACCUCCAUGUGAAACUAGCAUGUGAGCUGCGUUAUUCACAGAACAAAAGCAUCCGAGUAUGUGGACAGAAAGAGGCAUACUGAUGUAGUGAAGGGGAUUUUCUUGUCUUUCUUCAACACUAUUGAACUGCAGAGCCGCAGAGAUUGAAUUAUGAUCCUGAGAGACAAGGUCUGCUCUCGACUCCAAGAGCUUAGUGAUAUUCAUUCAGAGGGCGGACGUUAAAGAACAAAACAUACUUUAAUCGUUCUAACAUUGUUAUUUUGUAACAGUAUUACCCUCCAUGUGAAGGACUAGCUAGCUAAAUCAUAUAUCUUUUUAACCAUUGAUUGAUUCAGGCAAAUGCGAUAAGACACCGCAACUGUUCAUUGUAGAUUUGCAGCCCACUGAGCAGUUUAAAGACUAAUCACUGUCUAAUUCGUGUUGGGUUGGUUUAAUAGUUCUGACCAAAGUGCUACCAGUGGAAAUUGGCAGUUAGACUUGAAAGAAUAUUUUUUUUGACCAAAAUAUGCCUUCAUUUGACAUUUUUCUGCUGAGCAAGAUUCCUCAGUGGUUACAGAAGCAGGUUUUCAAGUCUCUUCACAAAUAGAGAUCAAAUCAAAUUCCAUAUUGAACUUUUAACUGUCCCUGAGUAAUUAAUAGAAGUUAAACUUCCAAGAACACAACACAUCAGUACUAAAUAUCUACAUGAGCAUGUGUGUUUCAGUUUGCAUCACUCUGUAUAGAUGAGCCAUAGCAUUUUUAGAAAUACAUAAAUUAUUUGAAUAGUUAGCAUGUUUACUGCUGUGGGCAACUCUCCACAUCAGUGAAUCUGUAUGGAAAGAUCACUGUUUAUAUGUUGCCUUCAAUUCAGAAUCAGCCGAGGGAAACCUAUGAUGGCCAUAGUAAAUCAACUAUGCCCUCUGCUGGAUGAAGGAAAUGGCACUUUAUUUCUAUGAGAUGUCAGCUCGACUGGAUGGGAAUAUUGUACAUUUUAAGAAUGUUUUUUUUUUUUCUAAUGUGUUCCUCUCCUGAUGUGCAAUACGGUUUGCCCAGGUAACAGGGAGGUCAAAUGGACGUCAACAAAGUGGAGAAGCUUGAGUGACUGUAUGAUUUGUAUAUUAAUUGUACAUUCAAGACAUUAUCCGCUACAUCAAUUUAGUGUAGAAACACAGGUUGUGUGAUGUCAAUUGUACUUAAGUGGUUUUUAAAACAAACUAGGCGGGAAUACAAAUCCUGCUAUAAGUAUUCAAAUCGGUGCCUUUUCAUAAACAGUCAUUUAUGAGAAGGCGUUAAGAUCUUUGGUUUGGUUCAGACAAGUCUGUACAGAAAGUCCUACUUUUUAUAGAGACAAAUAUGCAAAUAUAAUUAAGUUCUCAGGUUUUUUAAUAUAAUCUCGAAAACCCUAAUGUUGAAGUAUGUGAAAACCAUUGUCUGUCAGUCAAAACACAAGGUGAGGGAACAACGCUGAACAGGUAAAGCACUGCACGUUCAUCUUCUUGCACAAGCGUUGAGCAAAUUUCAUCAAUACAACUUGACUAUUGUAUCUACGUUCAGAAAAAACAGACUUAUUUCUGCAUAUAUCAAAUUUGUUUUUCAUUAAGUUCGGAUCCUAGUUUGUAUAUUAAUGUGACAUUGUUUAUAGCUGUACAUCUUUUCUUUGAAAUAGUGACUGCAUUGUUCCAGAAACCUAGAACCACCAUUAAACAAAUAAAUGUUUGUACAAGACACUACGGGCAUGUUCUUUAAGGCAUCAUCCUCAUCUCAAAGUGGUUUAAUAGCAAGUCGCUUCAUUAGAUGUGGCAAGAUGUAGCAUCUUUGAUGCGUUUUGACUUCAGAGACACGUGCUUCACAGUGCAUAUCAGUAGAAACUGAAGUGUCACAAUAAACAGAUGCCAAGAAAUAAAUCUCA
Messenger RNA from Danio aesculapii, 4425 nucleotides. It is a transcript of the gene kcnb2a, whose product is annotated as potassium voltage-gated channel subfamily B member 2a. Gene Ontology annotation, cellular component: membrane; voltage-gated potassium channel complex. NCBI's taxonomy places the organism in Eukaryota, Metazoa, Chordata, Actinopteri, Cypriniformes, Danionidae. Gene Ontology annotation, biological process: protein homooligomerization; potassium ion transmembrane transport. Gene Ontology annotation, molecular function: protein binding; delayed rectifier potassium channel activity. The record is from RefSeq and is a predicted model, not a curated record. The transcript is spliced from 2 exons. The coding region runs from base 88 to 2562 and encodes 824 amino acids.